ACGACUAGUCGACGAUGUAAACGACGACAAUGUUGAAUGUAGGGUAAGUAGGUACUAGGUCGUUUUACUCAUCGUUCGAAGGAUGUAGCGUUUACAUCGUAUAUAUGUACAUAUAUACGCAUGCAUAUACGAGAAAUUUAUUAACUUUACAAGAAUGUCUAUGAAUGAUAAUCGACUCUACGCGGUAAAUGACAUAUGUAACAGAAUGUCUAAGGAAUUUGUGACCGUCGAUGGCAAUGUGAGGAAGAUUCAGAAAGAGACUCUAACUCCUUACAAAGUGGCAACUGUUAUUCUAAUUAAAGAAUACUGUAACGAUACCACGAAAGUGAUCAUGGAGAGACGUAACUUUUGUUUAGCAUCGUUAAAAUUAAUUCAGUCGGCAGAUAUGGAGUUGGAUGCCCUGCUGAAUAUGUUAUACGAGCCAGAGUAUGCCUUACAUCGGUUUGCGGAUCGACUGGAAAUAAAUCUAGAUGCUGUACAUGAGAAAGGAAUCGAUCAGCUAUUAGAUUUAUUUGAUAAUCUUCGCCGAUUAAUGGAAUCCAAGGAUCACGCGUUAUCUUUACCAGCAUUAAGUAGAAAUUCUGUUCUUGGGUUGUACGUUCGUAGGAUGCUCAUUUUCUUUGAAAAAUUGGCCUUCGAUCAAGUGGUUGCUCUCUACAACGAUAUGGAGAAAUAUGUUGUGAAAAAAAUCGAUAGUCUGGAGAAUUCUGACAUUUCAAUUUCCAAGCAAGAGGAUUUUUUUGGUCCGGAUAAUAAAGCAAAAACAAUUUGGGGUGGAAGACAAGCAGAAUUACUCGUGGCGCAACAAGCGCAUGCUUUACAAACUGACGAGCAUAAAGCACUGCCACCAGUGGAGUUGCGAGUUCUCGUACAAGAUCUUCUAAAGUCUAAUCCUUACAAUGCGGAUGCACAUUACCUCAGUUAUCUAAAUUGCAUCCGCGUCAACGAUUUUUGUGGAGCAGUAGACAGUCUCUAUCACUGUUUUGAUAGACUGGCACCUCUGGAGAACCGAUCCACACCCGAGGAUCGAUCUCGUACCUUCCGUUACGCGGCACUCAAUUUGGCUGUUUUACAUGCCCAGUUUAACCAUAAUCGAAAUUCAGCUAGUAGUAGUUUAUAUGUAUGUAUGUACGUAUGUACAUAUUUACAUACAUAUUUACAUACAGCGUUACAAAUUUGUUUCAACCAAGUAAUUCUCGUGGCUUUCUUGGAAAGGGAAGUAGCACAGUAUGCUUUGAAAGAAGCUAUUAAAUUAGCUCAGGAAGCUGGAGACAACGUGUGUUUGCAACUUGCGCAUUCCUGGAUGUCCUACUUAAUCAGUAAAGAGAACAAAAAAGGAUCUCUGAUAGAACGCUCGGUUGGCAAAGCAAGUCUACUCGGAAUUACACAUACGACAGGCUUAAGUCUCAUUUCACACGCGCAUAGUUAUGCUUUAGAAGCCAAGAACCCUCCUCAAGUAUUCGAGAUAUUGAUGAAAUCGGACAUGCUAAACUGCCAGCAUUCAAUGUCCGACUUGAUGUCUGUCACUUUUGCGGAGAAAUCGGCGUUGUGGGCGUACUAUGGCAAAAUGGAAAUGGCCUCCCUUUGCGGCCAGUUACUACUUCUUCACAAUACAGGUGAUAAGAAGCAGCACAUGUUCAAUGGACCAUCUACGUGCCAGGCGAUCGUCACUGUCGCCAAUAUGUUGAUCGAGUUUGGUGAAUACGCUCUCGCUGACAUUGUACUGGCACAUGCCAAGGAAAGAUUUCCCAACAGUCCUUGUAACAAGAUCUGGAUGUUAAGUGAACAAUUGCAUAUAUUGACGCAACUGCUGCGACAAGAGAAAUGGGGCGAGGCAGAAGCAGUAGCUAGGAAUAUCUCCAGCUUGGAUCAGCUGGAAUCCAAACUCAGGUUGGUAGAAGUUUGUCUGGCAAAAGGCGAUUUUCCGAAAGGACUAGAACACAUUGGCGCUAUCGAGGAGCAUCCACACGUGACUCCGCCAUACGUGAUACGUGCCGCGCUUCUUUCUAGUCAGAUAACAUGUGUCUCCUCCUUGCCAGACAAUGGGACAGCAAUCGCUACUAAUUGCAUAAUGCGUCUUUGUUCAGCCUUGGAAUUGGCUGCACAGAAUCAUUUGUCAUAUUAUAAGGCGCUUGUCAAGAUGCACCUUGCCAAUAUACAAUUGUUAAUGGGUCUGCCUGUGUUGGCUUUGAACUCGGUGAAGGACGCUAUCCCCACAGUCUUGGGUCACGGUGGCUGUUACGAUCAAGGCAGGGCAUUCAUGUUAUAUGGCAAAUGUCUGAUAGCUUCAGCGCCAGAAAAACCUUUUGAGGCUCGGAAAGAGAUAAUUCUCGGCGGAAUAAAAUCUCUAUCAAAGGCACAGGAGCUCUUUACAAAAGUUAAUGCCAUCGCCAAAAUCAAGAGUAUCGUGCAUCUGCAAGCAGUUUUUUAUAACGAGAUUAACCUUCUGCCUGAACGAAAUCAAUGCGCUUUCGAAUUUCGCCAAAUGGAUGAACAAUAUCUAAUGACUCCUACUGAUUUAUUUUUGUAUUAA
Messenger RNA from Atta colombica, 2533 nucleotides. It is a transcript of the gene ida, whose product is annotated as anaphase-promoting complex subunit 5. The transcript is spliced from 11 exons. Gene Ontology annotation, cellular component: anaphase-promoting complex. The record is from RefSeq and is a predicted model, not a curated record. NCBI's taxonomy places the organism in Eukaryota, Metazoa, Arthropoda, Insecta, Hymenoptera, Formicidae. The coding region runs from base 155 to 2533 and encodes 792 amino acids. Gene Ontology annotation, biological process: protein K11-linked ubiquitination; positive regulation of mitotic metaphase/anaphase transition; anaphase-promoting complex-dependent catabolic process.